AUAACCUCAUGUAGACUUGAGACUGUGGACUUGUCCUCCAACAACAUCUCUGAACCUUUUCCAAGUCGAUCUUUUCUUCUGAGUUGUGAUCAUCUUGCUUCUGUUAACCUCUCUCACAAUUCAAUCCCUGGAGGCAGUCUCAGCUUUGGUUCUUCUCUGCUGCAGCUUGACCUCUCUCACAAUCAGAUUUCUGAUACAGCCUUGUUGACAUGUCAAAAUCUGAAUCUGCUCAAUGUUUCCACUAACAAGCUCACUGGAAAACUGAGUGAUUCUCUUUUUUCUUGCAAGAAUCUAUCAACCCUUGACCUUUCAAACAAUACUUUUUCUGGGGAAAUACCAAGCAGCUUCCUGGCAAAGGCCUCAGCAUCUCUCGAGUAUUUGGAUCUCUCAAGCAACAAUUUCACUGGAAAAUUCUCCAACCUUGAUUUUGGGCAGUGCAGAAGCAUCACUUUGCUGAAGCUAGCACACAACGCACUCUCUGGGGAUCAAUUUCCUGUAAGCCUUGGUAACUGUCAGGUUCUGGAGACACUGGACCUGUCCAAUAAUAAGCUUGAGAACAAAAUUCCUGGUGUUUUGUUGGGCAAUCUCAAGAAAUUGAGGCAACUGUUUUUGGGUCAUAAUCAUUUUUCUGGUGAAAUUCCAACUGAACUAGGAAAGGCUUGUGGGACUCUUCAGGAGCUUGAUAUCUCGGUUAACAAUCUUUCUGGAGGGUUGCCUUCAAGUUUUACAUCCUGCUCUUCUUUGGUUAGUCUCAACCUUGGUCACAAUCAGCUCUCAGGAAAUUUCCUUAGUUCCAUUGUAAGUAGUCUUCCUAGUUUGAGAUAUCUCUAUGUGCCAUUCAACAACAUAACUGGUCCUGUGCCACUGUCUCUUACCAAUGGUACUCGGCUUCAAGUGCUCGAUCUCAGUUCUAAUGCCUUCACGGGGAACGUCCCUUCAGGGUUUUGCUCCUCCAAUGCUCCCUCAACUUUGGAAAAGAUACUUCUAGCCAACAAUUUUCUCUCCGGGACUGUGCCCACGGAACUUGGAAACUGCAAGAACCUGAAGGCUAUUGAUCUUAGUUUCAACAAUCUGAUUGGUCCAAUUCCUUCAGAAAUUUGGAGCUUGCCAAAUCUCUCUGACUUGGUUAUGUGGGCAAACAACCUCACUGGUGAAAUCCCAGAAGGUAUUUGCAUCAAUGGAGGAAACCUGGAAACUCUGAUUCUCAACAAUAAUCUCAUCACUGGAACCAUUCCCCGGUCCAUAGCCAAAUGCACCAAUAUGAUUUGGGUGUCACUAGCUAGCAACCGCCUUACGGGAGAUAUCCCUUCUGGUAUUGGAAAUCUCAUUAAGCUUGCUAUACUUCAGUUGGGUAACAAUUCACUCUCUGGACAGAUUCCAGCUGAGCUUGGCAAGUGUCAGAGCCUUAUUUGGCUUGAUUUAAACAGCAAUGACCUAAGCGGUUCUAUCCCAUCAGAGCUUGCCAACCAAGCUGGUCUAGUCUCUCCUGGAACUGUUUCCGGGAAGCAGUUUGCAUUUGUGAGAAAUGAGGGUGGGACAUCCUGCAGGGGUGCAGGAGGACUAGUUGAGUUUGAGGGAAUCCGAGCAGAGAGACUAGAAAAGUUUCCUAUGGUGCACUCUUGCCCAUCAACUAGAAUUUACUCUGGCUUGACAGUUUACACAUUCACCAGUAAUGGCAGCAUGAUCUACCUUGAUCUAUCCUACAAUUCCUUGUCUGGAAGCAUUCCCGACGACUUAGGUACACUGUCCUAUCUG
Messenger RNA from Prunus mume (Japanese apricot), 1755 nucleotides. Lineage: Eukaryota; Viridiplantae; Streptophyta; Magnoliopsida; Rosales; Rosaceae. The record is from RefSeq and is a predicted model, not a curated record.